Geodia barretti is the source of this 1505-nucleotide messenger RNA. NCBI's taxonomy places the organism in Eukaryota, Metazoa, Porifera, Demospongiae, Tetractinellida, Geodiidae. The record is from the annotation of a GenBank genome assembly.
GCGGCGGAGGGGCGUGGUUGCGUAGCCUAGAAUUAAAGAGGAGUGCAGGCCAGGUGCAGUGACAGGGUAGCGGGGUAUCCAUCAUGUUUUCUACCGGGAAGCUAGCUGGGUGUACUCUGUUCAUCACUGGGGCGAGCCGUGGGAUCGGGAAGGCCAUAGCUCUGAGAGCCGCUAGGGACGGAGCCAACAUCGUCAUCGCUGCCAAGACGGCCGAGCCUCACCCUAAACUGCCUGGGACCGUUUACACUGCUGCCGAGGAAGUGGAGAAGGCAGGGGGGAAGUGUCUGCCGUGUGUGGUGGACAUCAGGGACGAAGGGCAGCUGGAGAAUGCUGUACAACAGACCGUGGACAGAUUUGGUGGCAUUGACAUUGUUGUUAACAACGCGAGUGCCAUUCACCUCACAGGCACAGUUAAUACUCCCAUGAAGAGAUAUGAUUUGAUGAUGGGAGUGAAUGUGCGCGGAACCUUCCUCACGUCAAAGUUGUGUAUCCCUCACCUGCACAAGAGCUCCAAUCCUCAUAUCCUCAACAUCAGUCCACCACUCAACAUGAGUCCCCGCUGGUUCUCUGACCACUGUGCCUACACGAUGGCCAAGUACGGAAUGUCCAUGUGUGUGUUGGGUAUGGCUGAGGAGCUGAAGGAAGAUGGUAUUGCUGUCAAUGCCCUCUGGCCUCGCACAGUGGGCAAUACAGUAGAUCUUUUCACUUUCACUCCAGCCAUCAGUACAGCUGCUCUGGAAAUGCUGGCUGGAGAUGUCGGUGUACAGAUGUCUCGUAAGCCAGACAUCAUGGCCGACGCAGCGUACCUCAUCCUGACUCAGAACAGCCGGGACUUCACCGGGAACUUCCUCGUUGAUGACGAUGUUCUCAGAGACCACGGAGUGACUGACCUCGACCAGUAUGCCAAUGUUCCAGGGGGUGAGCUUCUGCCCGAUUACUUUCUUGACGAGGCUGAAAGUUUCAAGACCCAAUGGACAUCGGGAAAAGGAGCAGAAGCCGCUGAAACUCCGCCUACUCCGGGGGACCCCAAUACUCCAGCAGCUGUAUUUGAAGUGGUACAAACUCUACUGAGCCCCGAAAUCACCUCGAAGGUAAACGCCACCUUCCACUUUGUCCUGGACGGGGAGAACCCUGGUCAUUGGCUCCUUGAUUUGAAAAACGAGAGCGGGUCGUGCGGCGAGUGUUCUCCCGAGACGGAAACAGACGUGACAAUGACGACAAACUCUCAGCUGAUGGUGGACAUGUUCAAGGGGAAGGUGGGAGCUACGGGGGCCUUUAUGAGUGGGAAGCUCAAGAUCAAAGGGAACCUGGCCGCUGCCAUGCAGUUGGAGACUCUCAUGGGCAAAAUGAAGUCCAAACUGUGAGAUGACAUUGGAAUUGACAAAUCUAUGUAUAAUAUUGUAUUAGUACAUUUUUCUGCAAUGUGAAUUGAGAUAUGGCAUAAGAUAAAGAUCCCAUAUUUGUGUUACCACAUGGCGAACUGAUGCGUUUAAUUCCGCGGAUUA